AUGGCCGAGCGAGAUACAGAUGUAAAUCGUCCUCCUCCUCAUCUAGAAGGCUUUCUCUACAAACAAGAUCCUCCACAAGGAUUCAGAAUCGGAAAACUAGGCUGGAAAUAUCGAUAUUUCGUGGUCAUUAAAGAUCGAAUUUAUUAUUAUGGAAGUAAAGACAGUCAUGACAAGCAGCAUGAUCCUAAAGGUGUUAUCUUUUUACAGAAGGUGAGUGAGGUGUAUGAGACGACGUUCCAGAGUGUACCCAAGAAGAAGCAUGUAAAUUGUGGCUUUUCAAUUACAACUGAUGAAAGGACAUAUAAUUUGGUAGCUGAGACACAUGAAGAAAUGCGUCAGUGGGUAACAGGCCUGCUUUACAUCAAACAGUAUUGGCCUAAGCAGGAGAUUGCUCGCAACACUGUAAUUGACGAACAGAAAUAUGCAAGACUUGCAAUGGAGGAUGAGGAAAUGGAUGAUACCAUUGAGAGUUCGUAUUGUUUGUAUGGUGUUGAUGAGGAAUCUGAUAGUAGCCCUACAAUGAGAAAACGUGUAUCAACUGAUAGUUCUGGAAGUUUUCCUAUUAAUGUAUGGAUGAUUGGAGGCAAGAGGAAAGUUGUGAAUCUUUCAGUCAGGACAGGGACGGCUCAAGAUAUUAUUGAUAAACUGAGCACAGCACUUUCGUCGUCUGCAUGUAAUGUGUGGCAUGUAGACAAGGAAGGACAGGUGCAAGUGUUAUCAAAGUCUGAAAAUGUUGCAAUGCUACGCUCUUCCACACACUCUGUGUUUGCUGCCGAAUUACUCUAUCGAGUGCUCGUUGUCUUCUUCUCCGAGGGCAAAUUUGAACCACUUUUAGUGCCUUAUAAUAUCACUGCUCAGAAGGUUGUAGCACUCGAUGCUGUCCGUAUUCAGCUUGAUGCACUUGGUGUCAACAAUGCUGGUCUGUGUCUUUGUCAAGACACGAGCGACAGCAGUACAGAUCAAUACUUUUCACCUGAUGAUCCGCUGUGUGACGUCUUCUUUGGUAAAGACGAUCAAAAUCAAGUGUACGUCAAGCCUGGAACAGGCUACCUUUUCGCUAAGAACAAAACUCUUUUUACUGACCAGAAGAAGAGACCGAGAGUACGAACAUUCUCCAAUCGCGAUAAUGCGGGUGACAUCUUCAAGAAAGCAGCUGAAGAAAAGAAACGGCUGGAUGAGCGAUCUCGUCUUGAGGUUGAACGCACGGAACUGAUUCGUAAGGCUGAAGAGGAGAGAAAGCGGCAGAAAGAGAGAGAGCAGGAGAGAGCGAGAAGACAGGCAAGGGAGAAAGGAGAGAAUGAUGAGAAAUUGGUAAUGAUUGAGAAGUAUUAUGAUCAGUCGAAGAAGGAAGAUUCACCGCCUGAUAAACCACAUGAGCACGAAGACUACAAACAACGAAGAAAGAAUGUCACAAAACAUGACACAGACAAUCACUCAGCUGAUUCUUUUUCCACUGGGCAGACAAGCAGAGCAGUUGCAGAGACACUUGGCAGGCAUGGAAGCAAAAGUAGGAAGAGAGGCGACGUUGAGAGACCAGCAGUUGUGGUGGAAGAAGAGAAGGAAGAUGAGACACAGGAUGAACCUGAGGAGAGGAGGGAAGAAAUAGGGAAUGAAAAAAUUGAGGGAAACGUUGAUGUGAGAAUACAGGAGGAAAGUGGUGGAGAGGAGAGAGAUCAGCAGGCUGUGAUGGAGAAAACCGAAUCAGUGACAUCUGAGUCAUCAUCUACAAGUGAUGAGGAGAUAUCAGAAAACAAACAGAAACCAUUAUCUCAGAAUUCUCAAGAAGAAACAGCAGCAUCUGUGGAAGAACAGGCCAUGGAUCUUGCAGCAGCAGCAGCAUCUCGUAGACGCAGUAGUGGGUUUGCCAACAGACGGAGUUGUGCUGACGUUCUUAGUGAGGGACAAGUGAAGGCAAGUGAUUUGUUGCCAAAGACUGAAGAAGAAGAAAUCAAAGAAGGCAAUGCAUCAGAACCUGAAUUUGUGUUUGUGUCAAGUUCCAUGGCUAAACCUGUGCCUAAACCGAAACCGAAACCUAGAGUUAGAGAGAGAACUCCAGAUGAGAUGGCUGAGACAAAAGCGGCUGCAUUAGCUGCUAGACAAAGCGUGCAGAGACAGAAGUCCCCUCCUGUAGCAAUUGGGUCUGCUGAAGCUGCUGCAAGGUUGGCCACAGGUCAAGUUGUAGAAAAAGUGGAAAGUGAUAUUAUUCCUGCAAGACGAGGUCAGUUGGGAAAAGAAGAAAAGCAGCGGAGAUGGACUGGAAAGCGAACCAUUAGUAAGAAAGAGGACGUGAAAGAAGAGAAUACAGACAAUCCAGUUUCAGAGCCUGAGUCUCGAAGUGAUCUGUUUGGAGCCAGACUGUCUUCCAACCCUUCGGAUCCAGGCCGCAGUCGAAGUCACUCGAACUCACCUCCAAGCAUUCGUGGCUCAUGGAAAUCUCAAAUGGACGAAGACGACCGAGUCAUUUCUUUGAUCAAUCCUCCUCAAGUCACGCCAGAAACCAACACCAACACACUUGAGGAACUUGACAGGAAGGUGAAAGAGCUGGAGAAGAAGCAAAUGAAAACUUCACUAAAGCCACGUAAACCAACAGACAUUGAUGUGGCACGUCUUCUCAACAAACAAACUGGUGACAUUCCAGAUGGUCCAGUAGGUAGUGAGGUGGCAACAGGUAGCAGUACAUUAUCGUCAGCACCAACAACAGAUGCACCAAUAGAAGUGAAGUCGACGGCCUUUCUAAAAGUCGUUCUGAAACAGAGCACACAAUUGGAUGGCAGCAGUGCAAGCUUGUUGAGCAAACGGAUGGAUUUCAUCUCAUUAUCUGGUACACAGCUACGAAAUCACGGCGGUGUUUGGCAUCUGGAACCCGGAUCAGCGUUUCACAUAUCACAGCCGGACAUCAACAACUGUGAAGUCAUCACUAUUCCUCCUCAUAUUCGUGCAACAUUUAGCAACACAACUAGACAAUGGAACGUCAAAUCAACUCAACCCUUGCCUGUUAGGCAGUCACCAGUUUCAUCUCCUGUUCAUGAUGAACAACUUCCAGUGAGAGAUCAGAAGACUGUGGCUCAGUCGUCUGAGUCACAGAACACGAUAAAUACAGCAAUGCAGAUCAGACGGUCACAUGUUGUGACAAUAGAAGUUGAUCUAGUGCACAAGAGAGGAAUUGUUCAAGGUGUUGACUACGUUGUGAGUCAAGUAAUACAGCACUUUAGUUCAACACGAGAUGCUCAAGAGAAAGAGGUUCUAGGUGAUGACUCUAAAACAGAGGCUAUUGGACAUCUCGUUCGUGGACCAUUUUGUUCAGCUGUUGCUGCACUUAUCACAGAUGGCAUGAAGCGAUUUAGAAUGGGUGGACUGGUUAGGAACAAUUUGUGGCAUGUAGUUCAAGCAUCAGUUGCAAAAUCAGACAAUAAGCUGUUGGCAACGGCAAUUCGUGUUGUUGACGAUCUGAAACGGCAUCCACUAAUGUUUGAUGACAACAUGAGAUAUCGCACAUUCAUUUGUGCUUCUCUAAAUCAUUACUUCCUUGAAGCUUGGUUGAUAGAAAUGACAAUGAGAAACGAUUUUCUUUUCAAAUACUACGAACCAUACGCUUUGCUGCGGCUCUCAUCAGGUCCUGCAACUUCGAUCUUUAAUGAGCUACUAAUCAGCAUGCAACCACUCAUCGCACUACCAUUUCGUCUCUAUUCUGCAUUUGAGUCACAACAAGCGGCAAGAUAUCGACAGAGACAAGCACAGAUGAGUGAGAAUGUUAAACAAGAAGGAGAAAGUAAUGAGGAGAGACAGAGUGUGGUGAAUUUGUCGGAGCCUGUGGUUGCAUCCAAUAAUGUUGAGGCUCACAGUGAACCCGAUGGAUUAUCUUCUCCAUCUCGUGAGGCUCUCGUUGAGUCUCUAACUCACAUGCAACAGUCACAGGUACCCAACGAAACUGAUGACUUACCUCCAGAAAUGACCAUAGAAGAACAAGAUAAUAAGAAAUCAGGUCGGGUGUGGGGAGCUGUGGUAGCGUUCACAUCGAGUGUUAGUCAAGCUACAGUUGACAUGAAAGAAAGCAUUCAAUCAUAUCUAUCAAAGGCAAAAUCCUCAACAUCUCACACCUUACAUUCUAGAGAAGUACGUGCUGUAUACAAUAGCAACGUAGAUGGACAAGACGAGCUUCCGUUCUCACCAGGAGAUGUGCUCACUGUUCAAGAGCAGAUCAAUGAUGAUUGGCUAAUCUGUCGUCUAGGUGAUCGCACAGGCUUGGUACCUACUAACCACGUAGUUCCCGUAUGAUGAUGAUGAUGAGCAGCUGCAGAUGUUGUCCAUCAGUGUGUACAAAGAAUGGCAGGGAAGGUUUCUUAUUGAAAGUUUGUAGACUAUUUUCAUUGUGUUUGCGUGAAGUACACGAGUAUUGUUCACUGUGAUUUUGUAGUUUUUUUCGAACAUUUUAGUCAGACUUAGU
Molecule: messenger RNA, 4444 nt
Organism: Corticium candelabrum
Lineage: Eukaryota; Metazoa; Porifera; Homoscleromorpha; Homosclerophorida; Plakinidae
Exons: 30
Coding region: 1-4275 (1424 amino acids)
Cellular component (GO): cytoplasmic vesicle
Molecular function (GO): protein binding
Source: RefSeq, a predicted model, not a curated record